AUUCUUCCAGGGGGGACAAGAAGGAGAGCAAGUGUCCGACGCCGGGCUGCGACGGGACGGGUCAUGUGACGGGUCUGUACCCGCACCACCGCAGCCUCUCCGGGUGUCCACACAAAGACAGAGUCCCACCUGAGAUUCUUGCCAUGUAUGAAAAUGUUUUAAAGUGUCCUACUCCCGGCUGCUCCGGACGGGGCCAUGUCAAUAGCAACAGGAACUCACACCGCAGUCUGUCUGGUUGUCCCAUCGCUGCUGCAGAGAAGAUGGCAAAGGUCCAUGAGAAAAGUCACCUGACCGACAGCGGCAGUAAAUCAAACCAGACGUCGGACCGCGUCCUCAGGCCGAUGUGCUUCGUCAAACAGCUGGAGAUUCCUCAGUACGGCUACAAGAACAACGUCCCGACCACGACGCCACGCUCCAACCUGGCCAAGGAGCUGGAGAAAUACUCCAAGACCAGCUACGACUACAGCGGCUACGACGGCCAGCACGCCGCCGGCUACGGCAAGAGAGGCCUGACCGCCAAGUCCCAGCACGGGCGAGACACGCCCCCUAAGGGCUUCGAUGUCAAGCGCUUCUGUAAGACGUCGAGUCCGGCGAGCAGCACGACCAGCAGCUACGCUCCGAGCAGCAGCAGCAGCCUGAGCUGUGGGGGAGGCGGAGGAGGGGGCGGGCUCAGAGGCGGAGGAGGGGGCGGAGGCAGCAGUGCCAGCAGCACCUGCAGUAAGAGCAGCUUCGACUACACCCACGACAUGGAGGCGGCGCACAUGGCGGCCACGGCCAUCCUCAACCUGUCGACGCGGUGCCGGGAGAUGCCGCACGCUCUGGGCGUGAAACAGAGUCCGGUGGACGACCUGGACGACAGCGGCGCGGUGGACGUGGCCGGUCAGCCCGGGGGUCCGGAGGGCAGCGGGACGGUGUUGACCCCCCUGCAGCCCAUGUCCCCGCAGCGUCAGGCCCUGCUGAGCAGCCGCUGCUACCAGCUGAGCGAGGCCGACUGCUGGGACCUGCCCGUCGACUACCCCAAGAUCAAGCGCCUGGGAGACGAGCAGGAGCACAAGGAGAGCGACGAGCUGGACCCGUUCCAGGAGCUGCUGGACGAGCAGCGCUACCCGACCGAGGUGACCACGCCCAGCCCCAAACACCACAAGUACCCGCCGUGCAAGGAGAGCAAGAAGGAGCUCAUCACGUUGUCCAGUUGUCAGCUCGCAGACAAGAACAUCCGCGGGAUGAUGACGACAAACUCGCAAGAGCUUAA
This is a messenger RNA of Solea senegalensis (Senegalese sole), 1252 nucleotides long. RefSeq names its product myelin transcription factor 1-like protein. NCBI's taxonomy places the organism in Eukaryota, Metazoa, Chordata, Actinopteri, Pleuronectiformes, Soleidae. The annotation marks the transcript as partial. Gene Ontology annotation, molecular function: DNA-binding transcription factor activity, RNA polymerase II-specific; zinc ion binding; RNA polymerase II cis-regulatory region sequence-specific DNA binding. The record is from RefSeq and is a predicted model, not a curated record. Gene Ontology annotation, biological process: regulation of transcription by RNA polymerase II. The transcript has 8 exons. Gene Ontology annotation, cellular component: nucleus.